Glarea lozoyensis ATCC 20868 is the source of this 1929-nucleotide messenger RNA. RefSeq names its product P-loop containing nucleoside triphosphate hydrolase. The coding region runs from base 1 to 1929 and encodes 642 amino acids. Gene Ontology annotation, molecular function: ATP hydrolysis activity; ATP binding. NCBI's taxonomy places the organism in Eukaryota, Fungi, Ascomycota, Leotiomycetes, Helotiales, Helotiaceae. The record is from RefSeq and is a predicted model, not a curated record. The transcript is spliced from 3 exons.
AUGAGCACAACUCCAGAAAUCCUCGACUAUGUCAAGGUUACCAUUCCUACAGAGGAUGUCCCAGCAGCUACCACCACAACUGGAGUUACGACCACGAGAGCACUCAAGCCCAAGGCCACGGAGCCUGGUAUGAAGUGUGAGACUAAAGAUUUCUACAAGAACAAAGACGCAUCUGCCUGGACUCACAAAUACCCGGAUUAUCUUGAAGAGGCAGUCGAGAAUGACGAAACCGCCCAACUUGCAUUUCUUAAACGAAACGACAACAGUUCUAGCACUCGCAAGAAGUUCUCCCUGAACUCAAUCAUUGUGCAAAGUCCACUUCUCAAGAAAGCAUUAGGAAAGGUGUUCGAAAACUACGAGGGUGUUACAACAGAUCUCAAACGUCUGAAGUUCAAGAAACCAUUUGCACCAUUUGUUCACAGAUGGGAGAAAUUCGAGGAGGUGAAGGAAAAUGAAACUGACGAAAUCACCAAAAAGCACCUGGAAUUGCUCUGGGACACCCUCGAAUUCGAGCUCCGAGACACCAUUGUGACACAGAAGGACUUGAUCGCCAAUGGUGUCAUGACUCACGACUACCUUUGGACAAUGUUCGAGCCAGGAUGUUUGGUCUUGCAGAAAUCUGCAGAUUUUGAGAGGAUCAUGGAGGUCCAAAGCGCCAGCUAUGACGGAUUUCACACACUCGAGAUGAAAACUUUGUUUGUUGAGUGGGACGGAAAAGACUUCGGAAUGGAGACUGAAGACCACACGAUUGACAAAUUCGAGGGUACCAAGAAGAUUUCUGAACUGUCAAUGGUCCCCCUUUCGUACCAUGAGGACUCGGUUGGCGUUCAACAGAGAUGCAUAGAGCGUGGUCGUACCUGGGAAUCACUAUGUGGCUAUCACUUCAAACAAUACAAAGGAGUAGGAACCAACAUUUCUGAGGCCAAGUUCAACAUUGAAAGUAGAAUCAUAAUCGACACUGCAGCCUUCAAUACUUUCAACCCGAACAACCAAGUGUGUCUUGCAAAUCUAAGAGACGAUGAUUCCUACAAAGCCCCAUCCACAGAGACUGAGCCCAAGGAGACGGCCACUCUCACUCCUUAUCAAUUGUUACUUGCAUCAAAGUAUCUCAGAGGAUAUUCUCUGAAAGACAAGCAAUGGUUCAAGCUGGAUCUUGGCAGCGUUCGAGAAAUCGAGUGGAACGAAACAGCCUUCUCCAGCUUGGUUCUUCCAGAAGAUACAAAGGACUUGGUACGUGCCUUUGCGCAGAGCCAGAUCCAACAGGAAGAAGUAUUCGACGAUGUGAUCAAAGGCAAGGGUAAAGGUGUGAUUAUGCUUCUGAGUGGUCCUCCUGGAGUUGGUAAAACUCUUACAGCUGAAGCUGUUGCCGAAACCACACGCAUCCCUCUUUACUCGAUGUCUGCAGGCGAUCUCGGUACUGACCCAGCCUCCGUCGAAAGCACUCUGAAGACGAUCUUCACCAUGACUACCAAGUGGAAGGCAGUCCUGCUUCUUGAUGAGGCCGAUGUGUUCCUAGAGGCUAGAUCGAAGAACGACCUUGAGCGAAAUAAGCUCGUCUCGAUCUUCCUCCGCAUGUUGGAGUACUUUGAAGGUUUCCUCUUUCUCACCAGCAAUCGUGUCGAGGAUAUGGACGCGGCGUUUGAGAGCCGAAUUCAUCUUUCACUGCAAUACAGCGACUUGAGCUUCGAGUCUCGUAGACAAGUCUGGUUGACAUUUGUUGAUGGUUCUGACCACAAUGACAACUUUACCGACGACCAGAUCGACGCUCUAGCCGAGCUUGAGCUCAAUGGAAGACAGAUUAAGAAUAUCAUCAAGACGGCUCAACUUCUGGCAACUAGCAAGGCUGAGGUCUUGAACUUUCAGCACGUGCAGGUUAUCACUAAGUUGAGGGCUAAACACGCUGCUUGCCUUCCAUUGAGGAGCAGCUGA